AUGAGUUCUAACUCCAAUCGCCAACAAGGAACUCUUCCCGGAAAGCCUGAGCAAAACCCAAAGGAGACAAUGAAAGCAAUCACUCUAAGGAGUGGCAAAGAGUUGCCUUCAAGAGUUCUCACCAAGGAUGAUGAGAAACAAGGUGGGGAGGUAGCCAUCAACAUAGAUGAUGAUGUGGUGAUUGUAGAUGAGAAGACCAAUGAUGAGAUCUUGGAGAAGAUAGUAGAAGCUAAGGGUAAAGGGAAGAUUGGAGAAGAGAAGAAAACAGUGAAACACGGUGAAGUUGCUACUCCAUCAAAAGAAUCUUCUUUUAUCCCUCCUCCUUAUGAACCCAAGCUCCCAUUUCCUGGAAGAUUCAAGAGGCAACUGUUGGAGAAGUACAAGGCACUCUUUGAGAAACAAAUGAGUGAAGUUCAGGUCACAAUGCCUAUCAUUGAUGCUUUCAUGCUGGUUCCUCAAUACAGCAAGUUCUUGAAAGAUGCUGUAGCCGCAAAGAAGAAAGAAAUGGAAGGCAUGAUGAUCCUUACUCAUGAGUGUAGUGCAAUCAUCCAGAGAUUGAACAUACCAAAGAAGCUAGAAGAUCCAGGAUGCUUCACACUCCCUUGUGCCAUUGGUCCUAUAGAGUUUGAGAAGUGUCUUUGCGAUCUUGGGGCUAGUGUCAGUCUCAUGCCUUUGUCAGUUGCGAAAAGACUUGGAUUCACUCAGUACAAGAAGUGCAGACUUUCAUUGGUAUUGGCUGAUCGAUCAGUGAAGUUCCCUGUUGGUAUCUUAGAAGAUCUCCCAGUGAUGGUUGGAAAUUGUGAGAUUCCUACAGACUUUGUGGUGCUUGAGAUGGAUGAGGAGGCUAGAGACCCUUUGAUCCUUGGUAGACCAUUCUUAGCUACAGCAGGAGCUAUAGUGAAUGUAAAGGAAGGAAAGAUUGAUCUCCAUCUGGGCAAAGGGCAUGUUCUCCACUUUGACAUCAAGGAAAUGAUGAAGAAGCCAACUGUGCAAAACCAAGCCUUCUACAUAGAGGAAAUGGAAGCUCUAGCUGAUGAGCUUCUUGAGGAGUUGGGACUAGAAGAUUCUCUACAGCAUGCUUUGACUAUAGACAAAGAGGUUCAAGUAGUAGAGAACAAGGAGAGUGCAGCCUAUGGGAGAAUGUUGGAUUCGCGCAAGGGGUUUGUGGAUAAGGAGCAGUAUGAGGAGCUACCACAAGCAUCUUCAGCUACUCAACAAGAGGACAGUCAUCAAGAUGACUGGAGUGAGCUCAAAGCCCCUAAGGUGGAGCUUAAACCCCUUCCCCAUGGUGUAAGGUACGCCUUUCUUGGCCCUAAUGAAACUUACCCUGUCAUUAUUUAG
Messenger RNA from Raphanus sativus (radish), 1341 nucleotides. RefSeq lists its product as uncharacterized. NCBI's taxonomy places the organism in Eukaryota, Viridiplantae, Streptophyta, Magnoliopsida, Brassicales, Brassicaceae. Bases 1 to 1341 code for a protein of 446 amino acids. The transcript is spliced from 2 exons. The record is from RefSeq and is a predicted model, not a curated record.